This is a messenger RNA of Cyphellophora attinorum, 624 nucleotides long. Its product is annotated as putative transporter. The transcript has a single exon. NCBI's taxonomy places the organism in Eukaryota, Fungi, Ascomycota, Eurotiomycetes, Chaetothyriales, Cyphellophoraceae. The record is from RefSeq and is a predicted model, not a curated record. Bases 1 to 624 code for a protein of 207 amino acids.
AUGCGCAGUGCCACACGUCCUCGCAGACUCUUGCCGAGCUUGCGGUACCGUGACGACCCUGACGAGCAGCCCGUGGGCUCAGCUCUCGAGCUCGACGAUCUUGAGCCCUCGGGAAGAUCACAUCCGUCAAAUCGAUCCGCGCGAGAAGCACAACGACUACAGAAGAGGCUCGACAAGCUCGAAUCUCUAGCGGAGAGAGAAGAGAUGAAGUUCUCCCACAGCAUCCAAUUCAACGCUGUGCCGGACUGGAGCAACAACUACAUAUCCUACAGCAACCUGAAGAAGUUGAUCUACACACUCGAAAAGCAGAUUCAUUCGAAACCCUCAGAUGCGCCCGGAGAUGAAGAGAACACGGCGUUGCUGGGAGGUCAGCUGGACCCCGACACCACUUUCAAGCGCAUGCUAGACGGCGAGUUGGAUAAGGUCUGCUCAUUCUACCGCUUGAAAGAGCUCGAGAUAUUUGGCGAACUCGAACAGCUGUUCAAAGAUGUCGAGAACUACAAGUCGGACACUGCAGGGAUCGAUAUGGACGAAGUCAUCGACUCGGAGAACCGACGGAAGGUGACCAGAUCACAAAGCAUAUUGCUAUUCCAUUCCGGCGGAAAAGAAGGGCGUCAAACCUGA